This is a messenger RNA of Ricinus communis (castor bean), 1048 nucleotides long. Its product is annotated as protein LSM12 homolog A. The record is from RefSeq and is a predicted model, not a curated record. NCBI's taxonomy places the organism in Eukaryota, Viridiplantae, Streptophyta, Magnoliopsida, Malpighiales, Euphorbiaceae. Bases 77 to 622 code for a protein of 181 amino acids. The transcript is spliced from 5 exons.
GAUAACGACGAAAAAUAAAACCCAAGAAAAAAGAGAAACCGAAUAGAGGCUGAAUCAAGAACGGUAAAGAGCAGCCAUGGAAGGUAGCAACAACAACAACAGCGAGGAAUUUGCAGUGGGUUGCUUUCUUUCCAUCAAGACCAUAUUAGGUGACGAAUUCGAAGGCCAAGUCAUCACCUUUGACCGCCCUUCCAACAUCCUCGUACUUCAAGAGGGAUCAAAACAUGGGCCUCGGAGAAAUAUAAGGUUUUUGAAAGCUAAUUAUAUAAAGGAGUUUUCCUUUCUUGGUCAAGCUGAAGACCCGCUUGAUGUUAAGAAGUGUUAUAUUGACCUUCAUAGUCUCCAAGCUAGAGAAGAAUUGGCUUUAAGGCAGGCAGAAGCAGAGGCAGAGAGACUUGGAGUUGGUGUCACUGCUGAGGCUCAGAACAUCUUUGAUGCCUUGUCUAAAACGCUUCCAGUGCGCUGGGACAAGACUGUCAUAGUGGUUAUGAAUGAAGUGCGUGUUAACAAUCCAUAUCUCCCUGAAUGUGUAAGUGGAGGAACUCCUGCUGCUAAUGAAAGGGUGAAGAAAGUGCUCGAGUUUGAAAGGAAGAGGCUGCAAGCUCGUGGUACUGGUCAAUAAUGUGCACACAUCCUAUCACUAUUGUGAAAGACACCUUGAGGAAUGGAUGCUGUUGGUAUGUUGGUUGCCGCCAAUCUUAACCUGGGAAAACCAUGUCUCCAUGCUAAGACAACCGUGAGUUACAUUGAUGAAGGAUAUGGUAUUCACCAUAGCAUUAAUUUCUAGCUAUUCUUUCAUUGUGCUGCCUCUGGCAUUUUGAAUUUUGGUUUUGUUCCACCGGAGCAAAAUUGAUGGCUGGUUAUUCGGUUCUCCUACAGAUUACAAAUUAAAUCUGUUGGCUGUUGCGGUUUCUCAUAGAUAUCUGAAGUUGAAAUAAGUUAGCUAUCUAAUAUUCAGACAACUGUUAUCCUAGAUAUCGUCAUUGAAAUAUUACUAAAUUACUAUGAAUGUUUGUGAAGUGGCCAUAUAGCAGUGCAGAUUUUCUCA